Austrofundulus limnaeus is the source of this 2086-nucleotide messenger RNA. It is a transcript of the gene hcar2, whose product is annotated as hydroxycarboxylic acid receptor 2-. Gene Ontology annotation, biological process: positive regulation of Rho protein signal transduction; phospholipase C-activating G protein-coupled receptor signaling pathway. The record is from RefSeq and is a predicted model, not a curated record. Gene Ontology annotation, molecular function: G protein-coupled receptor activity. Gene Ontology annotation, cellular component: plasma membrane. NCBI's taxonomy places the organism in Eukaryota, Metazoa, Chordata, Actinopteri, Cyprinodontiformes, Rivulidae. Bases 757 to 1698 code for a protein of 313 amino acids. The transcript has 4 exons.
ACAGCCUUUUCAACCUACUAGGAUUUGUUGGUAAAAGGUCAAAGGUCAAGCUUGUGACAGUUAAUCACAGUUAAAACAGGCGUAGGCCCUUGAAACAUGUCGGCCUCCUGUAACAUGUUACACAGAGUUACAGGGAAUUUAAUCAGAUCUGGUUUUCAGGACGGUUGCAUCAGUUGUUUACCUCCGAUUUUCCGUCAGGUUUGUUGCAUCAUUAUCAAUCAGUGUGAACUGAGAGCCACAACAUGUCUGUUCCUUCCUCUUUGUUCCCCACCCACACUUAUUUCCUGUGGAUAGCUGUUUUUUGUUUUUUCCCACCAAUAUGCUUUAUCACCUUAUCAGUUUAUAAAUCAACGUUAAGUAUUUUAAUAUCAAAUAUGUCCAAUGUACAGGCGGUCAGAUUAAAGUCGCCAUGACAUCCAGAGGGAGAUCCUCAGCUUCCACACCCUCAACUCAACGCUCUGAUUGGACGAUCUGACAGAUCCCUGAAGUGUUGGCUCACAAUCCAAGAGAUGCUCAUUUCGAGUUUUGGGGAGGAAGGGGAACAAGAUUUGCUCACAAAGAAGCACAGAGGAGUGAGAGUGGAAAGCGUUCAGGAUCCCCAAGAGCAGUUAUUCUGUUCUGUGACAAGCUGAGCUCUGAGAAGGAAAUGAAGUGUGGCAACAACAGUUGCACCGAGAAGUUCAGAGAAGAUCAGUUCACACCAGACCGGGAGCCGCUUAAAGAUCUUUGAUUCUCCAGACGAUCCGACUGGCUGACAUGGACGUUUCAGACUUCAACUCCUCUGUGAUUUUCAUCUCUCACAGACCUCCAAACCUCACCGUGAAGCAGACGGUUUACGAGAGCUGCAGGGAAAUGCCCGCAGUCUUCAUCUGGUAUCUCAUUCUGCAGUUUACCAACAUGUUCUUGGGCGUCCCGGCCAAUCUCAUGGUCCUGUGGCUCAUCCACAAAAACAAGGGCGACUCCUCCACCUCAGACAUCUUUAUCUUUCAUCUGGCGGUUUUGGACGUGCUGUUUUGUCUAAUCCCUCCAUUGGAGCUGGUCGACCUCGUCUUCCUCACCAUAGACGCCACCUGGUACGUCCUGCACUUCGUCUACGGCAUCAAAGACUGCUCGCCGCUCUUUCUGUCCUGCAUCUGCCUGGAUCGCUACGUGGCUGUGAUCCACCCGAUCACCUUCACUGCACUCAAGGACCAGAACCACAGAACAGUCCUGGCCUUCCUGGUCUGGCUCAUCAUUCUCGUCUACGCCUCCCUGAAAUGCGUGGGCAACAUCAUGAACUUUGAUAAGGUCUUCACGGUGAUGAUCCUCACAGCAUUCGCCUUCAUGGUGUUCUGCAACGUGGCCAUUCUCUGGGCCCUGCGGCAGUCUGGACCCGGCAAGGACACCAUGCAUCCUGUGAAGAAGAAGGCCUUUAGGAUGGUCCUCGUGAUCCUGGCCAUAAUCGUGUUCAACUACUUCCCUCCUGUUGCACUGUUUCCGUUCCAGAACCAGUUCUCCCCUGACGUGUUCCGCUGCUACAUUCACUAUGUGGCCUUUGGCUUGAUGGACUUCAGCAGCACCAUUCAACCCAUGCUCUACCUGUUCAAAGAAAAGCUGACAUGGAGACUCUGUUGCUGCCAGGCCAACACAGAACAAAACAAUUCAGAGUCCCAAGGGGUCAGGACCAUAUCAAAGAGUGUGAACCAGAUCUCUGAUUAGAGGAGUUCCAGGAGCAAAUCCCAAAGAAGAACAGGGAGAACAACUCCAGUCAGAAACACCUCAGCUGGAACUGGAACCAAGAACCUUUCUGCUGUGAGGUGACCUCAUGCAGCACGAAAAACAUCUGUAGUUACAGGAGAAAGAAACUUGUGUUGACUUUAUCAUGUUUUUAAAAGAUUUUAGAUUACUCUAGUAUAGAGGCCUUCCUAGGCUUUAGGAAACAUUAAUGUGCACCUUUUGUAUUCUGAAUGAACAGGUUGAAUUUACAUUGUUUUGUUAUUUAUGAUAAUCAAAGACCCCUCUUUUAAGGGCCAGGUUUUGUAAAUGUGACAUUUAUUGAUAGUUACUUAGAAAGUCUGUGUUAAAUAAAUAAUAUUUUUGGACUUUA